GACCGAGCUGACAGCAGAAGUGCUGAACGCCCGAAACAAACACCCGAAACUAGACUGAGUCCCGCUUCCGCUCCUCACGGCGCACACAUAACUCCAGCUGUAGACACACAAGCGUGUGUGUGUUCGAUACACUCUCAUUUCACUCAGUCCAGUGUGCUGUAGAAGUAAACAGAGGUAUUACUGAUGAAGUCUGAUGCACAGGCCUCGGGCCGUACCAUUAUCUGCGGGUCGGGGGGGUGAUCUCAUUAAACCACACUGAUGAUCACUAGUGACGGUGUCACCGUGUCGCUCUCUUCACUGUAGUCGUGUAACACAGGUGUGCUGUGUAGCAGUGAGGGUCAGUCGGUUGUUGUUGGUAUUGUCGAUCGGACUCAUCCCCCCCUCCCCUCGUCGGUUUGGUCGGGUCUUGAAUCCGUGAUUACUGCUCGACUGCGGUUCCUGAGAUCAGCGAGAGAACCUGACAGCGUCGUGAGUCGGUCUCACGCGUUAAUUUUGCUCCGUAACGGCAGCCGGUUCGUUUAUUCAGUGAACGGUAUUGUCGUGUCAGCCGGAAUCACCGGACGAGAUCGAGAUCCUCUCUGUCGCGAGCAGACUCUGUUCUGUUUCGGUCGCUGGUGUCAGAUUCGACAUGAUCGCACGCGCUCGGCCUUCGUGACGUCACGCGGACUCGCUGUACAGAUGUGCGGUUCACGCGUCCGUUAGUUCGACGCUCCGCGGGGUUCGGUGUCAGUGUUCGGUCGCCCAGAGGCGGCAUGGACCUGAACUUUUACUCGGAUCUGUCGGACGGAACCGGGCCGCCCGGUGACCCGGAGCUCUUGGAUCCACAAGCGUUUAACGGAUUCGAGAAGUUCCCAGGAGGAAGUGACACAUACCUGGCCAUCGGCGGCGAGGCGCAUCACUUCCUGUCCUCCUCAGAGGUGCGGCUGUCGUCCUCGUUCCCCGCCGAGACGUUUCACACUCCCAGUCUGGGCGAUGAGGACCUGGAUCUGGACCCGGACUCGGCGCUGGGCGUCUCUGACGUGGUGUCUGACUUCGGAGAGCUGGGCGACGGCGGGCCGUCUGGGGUUCCUGGGAACGCUGUGGUGGGAGGAAACGAUCCGUCGUUCGCCUCGACCUUCGUCAGCACACCGUCACAGAGUCUGGAGCAGCUGAGUCUGAUGAGCCAACAGAGCGGAGGAGCCAUGCUGGAGUCUGCACUGGGGAUGGAUCUCGCUCAUCCUAUUGGCUCUCAGUUCAGCAGCUCUUCCCCAAUGACCAUCGACGUCCCUCUGAGUGACAUCAACCACGGCCUGCUGGGCCACACCCAGCUGACCACCAUCGACCAAUCAGAGCUCAGCGCUCAGCUGGGCCUCAGUCUGGGCGGCGGCACCAUCCUGCCCCGCCCACAGUCACCUGACCAGCCGCUGUCCGCUGAUUCGCUGUCUGACUCGCUGCACGACGACGACAUGGAUGACUUCAGACGGAAGAGUGUCCUGGUGGACUCCCCGGUGUCUCUGUCCGUGUCGCCUGCCGUCAUCUCCCUCUCGCCGUCUCUGUCGGAGCAGCCGGCCGUCCCGGCGUCCUCCUCUGCUCCCGGACGGAAGGGAGUCGGCGGGAAAAAGGGCAAGAAGAAGAAAGACCCGAACGAGCCACAGAAACCCGUGUCGGCUUACGCUCUCUUCUUCAGGGACACGCAGGCCGCCAUCAAGGGCCAGAACCCCAGCGCCACCUUCGGAGAGGUGUCCAAGAUCGUGGCCUCCAUGUGGGACAGUCUGGGAGAGGAGCAGAAACAGGUCUACAAGAGGAAGACCGAAGCUGCCAAGAAGGAGUAUCUGAAGGCCCUGGCAGCUUACAAAGCCAAUCAGCUGUCACAGCAGGCGACUAUAGAGGUGUUAGAUGCUCCUGUGUCUCCUGCCGCCGCUGUGGCUCCGCCUCCUGAGCCCGCUCCGACCGUCACCCCGCCGCGCUCCUCCCGCAUCCCGCUGCACGCGCCCGACAACAACACCAUCACCAACAUCUGCACCUCCAACAUCAUCCUGGACCUGCCGCAGGUGACCACGCGCUCACGCACAGGUGCGCACAAACCACAGGCCCCGCCCCCCGUCAACAAGAUCAUCAUUCCCAAGCAGCUGCUGCAGUCUCCGCGGCAACCCCCGCCGCUGCAGCAGAUGCAGGCCACGCCCCCUCCCCCGCGCCUGCAGCAGAUGGUGCACUCCCAGGCUCCGCCCCCUCUGCAGGCCAAACCGCGCGGAGCCGCCGCCGUGGGGCAGGUGGUUACCAUGGCGCCGCCGCCCCUGCAGAUCAAGAUCGUCCCGGCGCCCUCGCCGAUCGUCAUGACGACCGCGGCCUCACCUGUGGGGGAGGUGCCGCCGCCCGCUGCCAUAGUAACAGACCUGUCGCCAUCGGCAACCGAGGAGGUGGCUGAAGAAGGGAUGGAGGUGGAGCUGAACGUGUCUCCGGCUCCAGACGCUCGUCCUUCAGACGCUCCGAGUGUGUGUGUCCGCGCCGGCUGCAACAACCCACCGAUCGAGAGCAAGGACUGGGACCGAGAGUACUGCAGCAACGAGUGUGUGGCCACUCACUGCAGGGAUGUGUUCAUGGCCUGGUGUGCCAUCAGAGGACAGAACUCAGCCACCGUCACAUAGACACACACAGAGACGGACAGACGUGUGUGUGUGUGUAGCAUGGAGCUCUGGCUGAGUAAGAACAGCAGAAAACCCAUCGAACACUCGACGUCAAACCGUUAACUGCAUCUUCUCAUGUACAGACUCAUUCAGAGGAAAGCAGCGGAAAUCUUUAAUAAUAAUAAUCAAGAAAGUGUAUUCAGGAUGAAAAAGUGAGUAUUUAAACAGAUUCCAGUCAUGUGACUGUAUAUGACUGUGGUAUUUGGUGCAGGAUGGAGGCCAUUUUUACCAGGUGUGUGUGUGUUCUCGUGUGAAAACACAGUCCAGAAACUAUGUAAACACACACUGAGUUUGUGUCCUUGAGCACGAGUGUGUGUGUGUGUGUGUGUGUGAGAUUGAGCACUAAAUGGAUACUUAAGCUAAUAAUGGACAGACUGUUUUAAACCACGACGUCACUUGUGUGAAUGUUUUGGCGCUUGCUUGAUUUAAUUUUGAACAAGGGCAAAAGUGACCAUGAUACCUUCAGUUCACGCCCAAAAUCCCAUCGUUUCUGCUACAACAGAACUGGUAACGAACCACUAUAAACUCAGAAUAGAUGUUCAGCAAAGCGCCAUAUUUAAGAGGAAGUGGGAAAUUGGUUGUGACUUUCUGAUAGUAAGCAAUCACAGAUUCCAUUGACAGGAAUGCAUUCGGCAGAGGCUUUUAUCCAGUGUGUGUCCUGCAGUGCACUCGAGCUGUACAUUUAAUUGAUUCAAGCGUUCCCUGGGAAUCGAACCCGUGAGCUUUAUGUUGCUAACGCCGUAAUCGGGAAACUGGUUACUAGGGUACAUUUUUGUAAAGGAGUGUUUUAAUAUCUUUCACCUUCUCAGAACUAACUGUGACGCGGUGGAUUAAAGCGAAUAGAUUUUAUAUUGGGCAAAUGUACAUUAUACAUUUAACUGCUCAUGAAAAUAUGAUCUUUUUUUUCUUCAUUUUUGAUUCUUCUUCAUUUCUCUGACUUUGUGGACUGUAUCAUCAUCUCAGUUUUCUUACUGUCUUGAGGAGUUUGUGAGUUGAAUAAACAAUCAAAUGGGGAAAAAAAUCUAACAAA
This is a messenger RNA of Carassius gibelio (silver crucian carp), 3693 nucleotides long. RefSeq names its product TOX high mobility group box family member 4 b (gene tox4b). Lineage: Eukaryota; Metazoa; Chordata; Actinopteri; Cypriniformes; Cyprinidae. The record is from RefSeq and is a predicted model, not a curated record. The transcript is spliced from 9 exons. Gene Ontology annotation, cellular component: nucleus. Gene Ontology annotation, biological process: regulation of transcription by RNA polymerase II. Bases 753 to 2624 code for a protein of 623 amino acids. Gene Ontology annotation, molecular function: chromatin DNA binding.